Molecule: messenger RNA, 1071 nt
Organism: Aspergillus candidus
Lineage: Eukaryota; Fungi; Ascomycota; Eurotiomycetes; Eurotiales; Aspergillaceae
Product: mitochondrial 37S ribosomal protein mS38
Exons: 2
Coding region: 1-1071 (356 amino acids)
Biological process (GO): mRNA processing
Cellular component (GO): mitochondrion
Source: RefSeq, a predicted model, not a curated record
AUGCUAUCCUCCUCGUUGCGCCGCGUGGCAUGGACGCCUCUUGCGCCCAUCUCCGGCAUCUCUCGCUCUUCCACUCAGACUUUGUCAACCUCCUCCAACGGUCUUCUCGGCGCCACUCAACAUGUGCGUCAGCGCCGGUACUCGUCUUCCUCCUCGAAACCUAGCGAUGGCUCCCGACGGGUAGAGGCCUCGUCUCAGGCUCCUACGAAGGGUGUCAACUCGGGGGAGAAGCGUGAAGGGAAAGCCUCGAAACGCCGUGGGAAGGACAACGGCCGCAACGGUCCCAAGUCGAACCAGCCGUCAGCGUUUUCCAACCUGCCCAGCGUUCCCUCGACGCAGCACCUGCAGCCUCAUGAUGUCCAUGUGGCGUCGUUCUUCUCCAUCCAUCGCCCCAUCUCCGUCUCGACCACCGUCCCCCCGACCUCCACCGCCGAAGCCUUCAACGCUAUCUUCACAGCGAAGAAGCCCACCAAGCAGGAAGCGGACGACGUGAUCUUCACGCUAUCCGCCGCCGCAGACACCAUGGAGAGCUCAGCCCACCAGCUCGGCGAGCAAGAAGGCAGCGCCCUGGGCAACCACUUCGAGAUGGACCACCACCCCGACAGCAGCCUUAACAUGGCUGACCUGAAGGUCUCCGUGGAGGAUCUCGCCAAGCGCUUCCGCCCGUUCAACCCGCCUCCGGCCCCCGUGCCGUUCGACGAGGCCAAGGCCGCCGCCGACGCCGACGCCGCCGCUGCCACCACCGCCGAUCCGGACAACAACAGCUACUCGGCUGUCCUGACCAUCCACGAGUCCACGGACGCCCAGGGCCGCAAGACCUACCAGGCUCACACGGGCCCGUUCGUCCGCUCCCCGGAAAUGGACGCCCCCGGCGCCGCCGACGAGUCCAACGCCGUCAUCGACGCCCCGCACAGCAACCCCGGCGCGACUUACGUCGAGCGCUCGCGCAACAACCGCACCAUGCACGCCAUCAGCACCCGGAGACGGCGCUUGGCGAAGAUGAAGAAGCACAAGUUCAAGAAGCUGCUGCGGCGGACGAGGACCCUGAGACGGAAGCUCGAUAAGGCUUGA